AUGCUCAGUUCGGUGUCAGUCUCCUCUUUCAAAGGACGCAAGGGUGGGAACAAGUCGCCCAACAAAGCAUGUUACAGUGCAGACAUGACUUGUCCGCCAGACAGCGAGAAAAUCGUAAUAAACUGCGGAGGGGUGCGACACGAGACUUACCGCAGCACCCUCAAAACUUUGCCCGGUACCCGCUUAUCCUGGCUUACCGAUCCGGACGCGUUUAGCAACUUCGACUAUGACCCCAAAAUCGACGAGUUCUUCUUCGACCGCCACCCCGGCACAUUCACGUUCAUCCUUAACUACUACCGCACAGGCAAGCUUCACUGUCCCAACGAUGUGUGCGGCCCACUGUUCGAGGAGGAGCUCGCCUUCUGGGGCAUCGACGAGACGGACGUGGAGGCGUGCUGCUGGAUGAACUACCGUCAACACAGGGAUGCCGAAGAGGCGCUGGACAGCUUCGAGCAGCCCGAGCCAGAAGAGCCGGAAGACGACCUGGAGCUGACUGCGGACGGAGAGCUCAAGAGGCUGUGCCUGCAUGAAGACGGGCGCAAGAGGAGCUGGUGGAGUGUGUGGCAACCCUAUUUCUGGAAUCUUUUUGAGGAUCCGUAUUCUUCCAAGAAUGCCAAGUACUGUGCGUUCCUCUCCCUUCUGUUCAUCCUCAUCUCCAUCACCACCUUCUGCUUGGAGACGCACGAGGCCUUCAACACCAUCUACAACAAAACAGAAAACGUGACGGUGGACAAUGUGACGCGUCAGGAGAUCGUCUACGAGGUGGUGACCGACGGCUGGCUCACCUAUGUGGAGGGAACGUGCGUCAUCUGGUUCACCAUUGAGGUCAUGAUGCGCGUGAUCUUCUGCCCCUGCAAGAAGGAGUUCUUCAGUAGCACCCUCAAUAUCAUUGACUUUAUUGCCAUCAUGCCCUUCUACCUGGAGGUGGCGCUGAGCGGUCUGGAUUCCAAAGCCGCCAAAGACGUGUUGGGCUUCCUGCGAGUGGUGCGCUUCGUCAGGAUCCUGCGUAUCUUCAAGUUGACGCGUCACUUCGUGGGCCUGCGGGUGCUGGGCCACACGCUUCGCGCCAGUACCAACGAGUUCCUCCUCCUCAUCAUCUUCCUCGCCCUCGGAGUGCUCAUCUUCGCCACCAUGAUCUACUACGCUGAGCGCAUCGGCGCCGACCCUGACGACCCUACGGCCGCCAAACACACAAACUUCAAGAACAUCCCCAUUGGCUUCUGGUGGGCUGUGGUCACCAUGACCACUCUGGGCUACGGGGACAUGUACCCCGAGACGUGGUCGGGGAUGCUGGUGGGCGCGCUGUGCGCCCUGGCGGGGGUGCUGACCAUCGCCAUGCCUGUGCCCGUCAUCGUCAACAACUUUGGCAUGUACUACUCACUGGCCAUGGCCAAGCAGAAGCUGCCCAAGAGGAAGGGCAAGCACAUCCCUCGGCCCACCAUGCCGGGCUCGCCCAACUACUGCAAGCCAGACGCCCUGGCCAUGGCCACCGCCGGGCCGGGUAUGGUGGGCUCAGGCAGCCUGGGGGGAGGGGACUGCCCUCUGGCCCAGGAGGAGAUCAUCGAGAUCAACAGGACAGAUUCCAAGCAGAAUGGUGACGCAGCCAACGCAGCCCUGGCUAACGAGGACUGCCCCACCAUAGACAUGGUGCUUGGGGAGGAGAGGAGUCCUGCUACUGGGGGUCUGGGCACCGGCGGGAGCCGUGAGCGCUAUCCCCAUGACCGCGCCUGCUUCCUCCUCAGUACCGGAGAGUUCCGUGCUACAGACGGCAACGUGAGGAAAGGUUGUGUCGUGUCAUGCGUUUCGACAGGCUAUGAGAAGUCUCGCAGCCUCAAUAACAUUUCGGGCAUGUCAGGAGCCCCCAUGCGCCUCACCCCCAUCACCAACCCUUUCGAGCCCCCGGGAACCAACCUCCGCCGCUGUCACUCCCCCAUCCCCUCCAUUUUGUAGCGUCAUGAUGUGGAGAAGCAAGCCAACAAGUCAACUGCAGGAGGAGCAUCAGGAAAGAGAGACAUACCAACACCACUGUAAUCCCAGUACUCCCAUUUAAAUUAGUCCGAUAGUGAUAAUGAUAAUGAGCUGUAGGGGGUGCCAUUUAGCCACAUUUUAAUAAUGCUCUAUAUUGAAAGCCAGGUAGAGGGGGACAUGCAGUGUAAAAGAGACUUAGAAUGAAUAGCAAAAAUAUCCACUAUGACUACAUGCACUUUACCACCACAUGCAACGUGCAAUAUGUUAAGCCGAAGCAAAAUGUUAAGAGGUAUUCAGUGUAAGUCUACAGCAAUGCUACGCCUGUUGGAGCAAUGAGAACACACACCACCACACACACACACACACACACACACAUAUACUCUCACACACUUGCCUUAUUAACAUGGAUUGAGUGUAGGUUAGUGAUUGGGACUGAUAAAUAAUGUAGUGAGCUACAAUAGCAGGCCUCCCUGUGUUAUAGUAAAUGUGUGCUGUUCUUGCACUCAGUAUUACCACUAAUCCUAAAGAGCUCCCUUAGUCCAAUGAGACUUCUGCUGAUACUCUACACCCCCACACAACAUCAAGCCUCGACAGCUAACCCAUCCACUCACUCUCACACACACACAUCGCUUGUAUUUGGGAUGAGAACACACAGUAACUAACACCAACAAAAUAUCGAAUAUAUAUUAAAAUGCAUGCAUUCGUUUUUUGAAGAAGAAAAAAAAAAUCACACAAAGAAAUUCUUCUAUUUAACAGAAAAUCUUU
Salmo salar (Atlantic salmon) is the source of this 2733-nucleotide messenger RNA. RefSeq names its product voltage-gated potassium channel KCNC1. Gene Ontology annotation, biological process: action potential; potassium ion transmembrane transport; protein homooligomerization. Gene Ontology annotation, molecular function: protein binding; delayed rectifier potassium channel activity. The record is from RefSeq and is a predicted model, not a curated record. Gene Ontology annotation, cellular component: voltage-gated potassium channel complex; axon terminus; presynaptic membrane. Lineage: Eukaryota; Metazoa; Chordata; Actinopteri; Salmoniformes; Salmonidae.